Molecule: messenger RNA, 1191 nt
Organism: Nicotiana tabacum (common tobacco)
Lineage: Eukaryota; Viridiplantae; Streptophyta; Magnoliopsida; Solanales; Solanaceae
Source: RefSeq, a predicted model, not a curated record
AUGCCAAAUGCAAAAGCAAAACCUUCGGUGCUGACUUGGGAUGACUUUGUGAAAGCAUUUCGUGCGAAAUAUGUCCCCCCUGUCUAUUGUGAUGCUAAGAAAAAAGAAUUUCUGAAUUUAAGACAAGGGAGUAUGUCUAUUGCAGAGCGUCAACAAAAAUUUCUUAGGCUUUCUCGCUAUGCUGGAGGUAUUAUUGAUGGUGAAAGAGACAAGUGCAGAAAAUUUGAAGAAGGUUUGAAUUGUUACAUUCGAAAGUCUGUGGCAAUCUUGCAACUUGAGGAUUUUUCCAAGCUAAUUACAGCUGCUCUUACUUGGGAAAGAAUUGACAAGGAAGAAGCUAGUAGGAAAGAAAACAGGUUUAGGAAGGGUAAUUCAGAUUAUGGUGGUCCAUCCAAGAAGGUAAAGUUUGACUAUUCCAAGAUUGAAAGUGCACAGAAGUCAUCAUAUCAUAAGCAGAAUAAGCCAAAUUUCUCUACUGCUUGUACUCCAAGUUAUGUCCAAGAGGGCUCAGUUCAAAAGCCUGUCACUACUCAUUCUCAAGCUAAUAGUGGUGCAAGACCUAGAAAUGUGCAAGCAACGAGUUCGGGUGGAGCUAAUCAGGCUAGAGGGCCGAGAUCUACUGCACGAGUCUAUGCUAUGAGACAAAGGAAUGACCAAGAUGGCCCAGACGUGGUUGUUGGUAAAUUUCACUUAUUUGGCAUAUCUGUUGUUACAUUAUUUGAUCAUGGAUCUUCACACUCUUAUGUUUGCUCAUCACUUGCAUUUCCUGAUACUGUUAAAUCUGUGAGACUUGACUUUGAUGUGCUGGUCAUGAGUCCAUUAGGUCAUCAGGCUGUUGUUAACAGGAUUUACCGAGAUUGUCCAUUCAUGAUUCGAAAUCUGGUCUUCCCUGUAGACUUGCUUGAAAUACCCUUCCAGGACUAUGAUGUUAUUGUUGGUAUGGACUGGGUCCAUAGGAAGAUGAUUUGUCAAGGUUGUGAUGCUCAUAUAGUCGAUACACGAUUGGAGAGUCCAAGUCUUAAGGACAUACCAACCGUGUGCGACUUUCCUGAUGUAUUUCCUGAUGAGCUUCUUGGGUUGCCUCCAGAAAGGGAGAUUGAAUUUCCUAUACAGCUUGUCCCUAGAACUACUCCUAUUUCUAUCGCUCCUUAUAGAUUGGCCCCAGCUGAAUUAAAAGAGUUGAAGGCUUAA